CCGAGAGGGGCGGGGCUUACUCGCUGACGCCUAAUCUGGCGGCCGGAAGCUGCCUGGCUUGCGAAGGAGUAGGGCAAACUCGUGACUUCCGUCGGCUUUUAGAUGCUUCCUAUGUAGAGGCCCGAUGGAGUUGCGGGUUUAGCGCGUUGCUCUGCAGCGGCCUCUGUACGUCUCAUCUGGUGUCCGGAGCUCCCUGGAGCUUGGCGAAGAUCUGGGCGGCUCCGCUGCUCUCUGUUCCCGGCGUCCGCCCGGUUGAGGAGAGCGGGCCCCUGGGAGUCGCGCGUGCACGUCUUCUCCGUCGUCCUCCCGGGGCGGGGCGCGGGGACAGCGGAGCUGAGGCGUCCGGGACAUCCUGAAGACUGCGCUUACUAAGGGUGCUUAGAGAGGAGUAGUUCAAAAUGUCAAAAAUUAGGAGGAAGGUCACAGUGGAAAACACCAAGACCAUAUCUGAAAGCACAUCCCGAAGACCUAGUGUGUUUGAGAGGCUUGGACCCAGCACUGGAAGCACAACAGAGACACAGUGCCGUAACUGGCUGAAGACCGGCAGCUGCCUCUAUGGAAACACAUGUAGGUUCAUACAUGGCCCUUCACCUCGUGGGAAAGGUUACAGCAGCAAUUACAGAAGGUCACCGGAAAGGCCUACAGGUGAUCUCAGAGAAAGAAUGAAGAAUAAGCGUCAGGAUGUGGAUUCUGAAUCCCAGAAACGGAACACAGAGGAGUCAUCCUCACCUGUUAGGAAAGAAUCUUCAAGAGGGAGACAUAGAGACAAGGAAGACAUAAAAAUUGUUAAAGAGAGAACUCCAGAAAGCGAAGAAGAAAACGUAGAAUGGGAAACCAACAGAGAUGAUUCUGACAAUGGAGAUAUUAAUUACGAUUAUGUUCAUGAGUUAUCAUUGGAAAUGAAGCGUCAGAAAAUACAGAGAGAAUUAAUGAAGUUGGAACAAGAAAACAUGGAUAAAAGAGAAGAAAUUAUUAUUCAAAAGGAGGUUUCCCCAGAAGUGGUGAGAUCAAAGUUGUCUCCAUCACCUCUGAGAAAGUCGAGUAAAUCUCCAAAGCGGAAGUCCAGCCCCAAGGCAUCUUCAGCUGGCAAGAAAGAGCGGAAGGCUGCUGUGGUGGCUUCCCCGCUGCUGGACCAGCAGAGAAAUUCAAAAAGCAACCAAAGUAAAAAGAAAGGGCCACGCACUCCUAGUCCACCUCCUCCUAUACUAGAAGAUAUCAUUCUGGGAAAAAAAUACAAAGAAAAGUAUAAAGUGAAAGACAAGAUAGAAGAAAAACCAAGAGAUGGAAAGGACAGAGGACGGGAUUUUGAAAGGCAAAGAGAAAAACGAGACAAACCAAGGUCUUCCUCCCCGGGACAGCACCAUUCUCCUCUGUCUUCUAGACAUCACUCGUCGUCCUCACAGUCAGGGUCAUCUAUUCAGAGACAUUCUCCCUCUCCUCGCCGGAAAAGAACUCCUUCCCCAUCCUACCAGAGGACUUUAACUCCAUCUUUACGACGUUCUGCAUCUCCUUAUCCAACCCAUUGUCUGUCUUCUCCUCAGAGAAAGCAAAGUCCUCCAAGACAUCGCUCUCCAAUGAGAGAGAAAGGGAGGCAUGAUCAUGAACGGACUUCACAGUCACAUGAUCGGCGUCAUGAAAGGAGGGAAGAAGCUCGAGGCAAAAGGGAUAGAGAAAAGGACACCAGAGAAGAGCGAGAGUCUGAACAUGACCACAGGGAUGACAGAGAACCGCGAGACAGUCGGGACCGGAGAGACACUAGAGACCGCAGGGAACUUAGAGACUCCAGAGACAUGCGGGACUCCAGAGAGAUAAGGGAUUAUAGCAGAGACACCAAGGAGAGCCGUGAUCCCAGAGAUUCCCGGUCAGCUCGGGAUGUCCAUGACUACAGGGACCGUGAAGCUCGGGAUGCUCAUGCUCGAGAUGUUCGGGAUGUCAGGGAUGCUCGAGAUGCUCGAGAUGUUCGGGAUGUCCGGGAUGUCAGGGAUGCUCGAGAUGUCCGGGAUGUUCGGGAUGCUCGAGAUGUCCGGGAUGCCCGGGAUGUCCGGGAUGUUCGGGAUGUCCGGGAUGUCCGGGACACCAGAGAUGCCCGGGAUGCCCGGGAUGCUCGAGAUGGUCAUCGAAAGGAGGAUGUAUACCAGGAAGAAGCCCGUAGUUAUGGCAGAAACCACCUGAGAGAAGAGAGUUCUAGAGUUGAACUAAGGAAUGACUCUAGAAAUGAGUCUCGAAGUGAAAUUAGAAAUGACCGCAUGGGCAGAAGUAGGGGGAGAGGUCCAGAACUGCCUGAAAAGGGAGGUCGAAGCACAAGAGGUUCCCAAAUGGAUAGCCACAGUAGUGGCAGCAACUACCAUGACAGCUGGGAAACUCGAAGUAGCUAUCCUGAAAGAGACAGAUACCCUGAGAGAGAUACCAGAGAUCAAGCAAGGGAUUCUUCCUUUGAGAGAAGGCAUGGAGAAAGAGACCGUCGGGAUAACAGAGAACGAGAUCAAAGACCAAGCUCACCUAUUCGCCAUCAGGGGAGGAGUGAGGAGCUUGAGCGAGAGGAAAGAAGAGAGGAAAGACGAAUAGACAGAGUGGAUGAGAGACGAGAUGAAAGGGUCAGAGACAGAGAUAGGGAGAGAGAGAGAGAGCGGGAGAGGGAGAGAGAUCGGGAACGGGAGCGGGAGCGGGAAAAGGAAAGAGAAAGAGAACUAGAAAGAGAGAGAGCUAGAGAGCGGGAGAGAGAGAGAGAGAAAGAGAGGGAGAGAGAGCGAGAAAGAGAAAGAGAUCAGAGAGAUCGUGACCAUGAUCGAGAGCGAGAAAGAGAGAGGGAGCGAGAGAGGGAAAAAGAACGGGAGCGAGAAGAGAGAGAGAGGGAGAGAGAAAGGGAAAGGGAACGGGAAAGAGAAAGGGAACGGGAGCGGGAGAGAGAGCGAGAACGUGAGCGGGAGCGAGAAAGGGCCAGAGAAAGAGAAAAAGAACGAGAGCGGCAAAGAGAAUGGGAGGAUAAAGACAAGGGACGCGAUGACCGGAGGGAGAAGCGCGAGGACGUUCAUGUUCGAGAGGACAGGAUCCCCAGAGACGGCCACGAGGAGAGAAAGUCCAAGAAACGCUAUAGAAAUGAAGGGAGUCCCAGCCCCCGGCAGUCCCCCAAGCGCCGGCGGGAGCAUUCUCCUGACAGUGACACCUACCACAGUGGGGAUGACAAAAAUGAAAAGCAUAGACUCUUGAGCCAGGUCGUACGGCCACAGGAAUCUCGUUCUCUCAGCCCGUCCCACCUCACAGAAGACAGGCAGGGUAGAUGGAAAGAGGAGGAGCGUAAAUCGGAAAGGAAGGAGAGUUCAAGGCGCUAUGAAGAACAAGAACUCAAAGAGAAGCUUUCUUGUGGCGACAGGCAAAGGGAGCAGACAGAAAGCGUGGACGGCGGCUCGAGAGCGCGCAGCGCGCAAGACCUGCUCAGCCAUCGCCAGGCUGAAGACCGCGACCGAGAUGGGUCUGAUCGAGCCCAUGAUGAAAAGAAAAAAGCAAAAGCUCCGAAGAAACCCGUAAAGAAAAAGAGGGAGGAGGAUGUUGGAAUAGAGAGGGGCAACCCUGAGACACACGAGGAUAGUCAAGUGUUUUCACCAAAAAAAGGACAGAAAAAGAAAAACAUUGAAAAAAAGCGUAAAAGAUCCAAGGGGGAUUCUGAUGUUUCUGACGAAGAGGCAGCCCCGCAGAGUAAGAAGAAGAGGGGUCCACGCACACCCCCUCUUGCCAUCAAGGAGGAGCUGAUUGAGAUUUCCACUGACAAGGAAGGCAUCCUUGAGGAUCCCCUGAAGAAAGAAGAUACCGCCUUUAGUGACUGGUCUGAUGAGGAUGUGCCUGACCGCACAGACGGCUUGGAAGCUGAGCACACUGCAGCCGCGGCCACUCCCGGGAGCACCCCUUCCCCCAUGUCGUCUCUUCUCCCUCCCCCGCCCCCUGUGGCUGCUGCCGGUACUGCAGCCACUGCUCUUGCCGCCUCAGCCAUUUCUGCCACCACCUCUACCACCAUUUCAAGCUCUGGUGCCACCUCCAAUAUCAAUGCCAGUGAAGACUCACACAGAAAAUGCCACAGGGCACGAGGGGAGAAGGUAGAGGUGUCUCAUGUGACCCUGGAAGAUACACCACAUCGCAAACUGGUGGAUCAAAAGAGAAGCAGCAGCCUGGGAAGCAAUCGGAGUCACCGCAGCCAUACCUCUGGUCGCCUGCGCUCCCCAUCUAAUGAUUCUGCACAUCGAAGUGGGGACGAUCAGGGUGGUCGGAAGAGAGUGCUCCACAGUGGCUCCAGAGAUAGAGAAAAGACAAAGAGCCUAGAGCUCACAGGAGAGAGAAAAUCUAGGAUCGAUCAGUUAAAGCGUGGAGAGCCCAGUCGGAGUACUUCUUCAGAUCGCCAGGAUUCCAGAAGCCACAGCUCCAGAAGAAGCUCUCCUGAGUCAGACCGACAGGUUCACUCCAGGUCUGGGUCAUUUGACAGCAGAGACCGGCUUCAAGAACGAGAUAGGUAUGAGCAUGACAGAGAGCGUGAGAGGGAGCGGAGAGAUCCCAGACAAAGGGAGUGGGACCGGGAAGCAGACAAAGAGUGGCCUCGGACCCGAGACCGUGAUAGACUUCGGGAACGCGAGAGAGACCGAGACAAAAGGAGAGACUUGGACAGAGAGAGAGAGAGACUGGUCGCCGACCCCAUGGAAAGAGACAGAGAACGAGAUAGAACUUUUGAGACGUCUCAGUUGGAAUCUGUGAAGCGAAGUGAAGUCAAAUUGGAGAGUGAACACGACAGAGACCUGGAGGGCAGCUCCCGGGACUCUGUGGCCUUGGACAAAGAAAGGAUGGACAGAGACCUGGGGUCUGCGCAGGGGUUUGAGGAUGUGAGUAAAGCGGAGAGAACAGAGAGUCUGGAAGCAGGAGAUGACGAGUCCAAGUUAGAUGAUGCGCAUUCGUUAGGGUCUGGUGCUGGGGAAGGCUAUGAGCCCAUCAGUGACGACGAGCUAGAUGAAAUUCUGGCAGGGGAUGCAGAAAAGAGAGAGGACCAGCAGGAAGAGGAGAAGAUGCCAGAUCCAUUAGAUGUGAUAGAUGUGGACUGGUCUGGACUAAUGCCAAAGCAUCGGAAAGAGCCGAGAGAGCCCGGGGCUGCACUCUUAAAGUUCACACCCGGAGCCGUGCUACUACGAGUUGGGAUUUCUAAAAAGUUGGCCGGUUCUGAGCUCUUUACAAAAGUUAAAGAAACAUGUCAACAACUUCUAGAGAAACCCAAAGAUGCAGACAGCCUUUUUGAACAUGAACUAGGGGCUCUCAACAUGGCUGCUUUACUUCGAAAAGAAGAGCGGGCGAGUCUCCUUAGUGACCUGGGACCAUGUUGUAAAGCAUUAUGUUUCAGACGGGAUUCUGCAAUCCGGAAGCAGCUUGUGAAGAACGAAAAGGUACCACGCAGUGGUUGGGAACCGUGAAGCAGGCGUACACCAACACUCCGAUGGUGGACAACGAGCUGCUUCGGCUGAGUCUUCGGUUACUCAAGAGGAAGACUUCCUGCCACACCCCUGGGCAGGAAAAGACUGAAGAUGGGAAAUUAGCCCCGUGCAGUGGCCAGCAGGAGCUGUGUGUGUCCUAGGCAGAGAUUGAGGACGGCCCGUUUGCUCUCUCUUCACAGGAGUGCAUAAUCUUUCUCAAAGUUUUUUGUUUUGAGACAUUGCUAAUUACAGAGACAGAAGAGUCACCGGCCACAUCAGAUGUGAAGAACUUCAGUCUUCAGAGACACCAGUUUUGGUUCAUUUAAGAUUUUACAUUAAUUUUUAUACAGUAAUUGACACUCAGGCAAAAUAAUGUGAAAAUGUCUAGAUUUAGUAAUUUCGUCUGUGUCUUCAUUAAAAUUGAAGAUUUUAAGUAACCAGGUCACCCCUGCUCUUCCAGCCUAUGAAUACUUCCUAUGAAAUAAAAGCACUGAUUUUUAUUCUGGAUCACCACGCAGAACUGACCGUAGUCAGAAAGGUGUGUCGCUAGAGGCUGCUGCACAGGCUGCAGUGCCGUGUACAGAGCUCUGAGGUGCGCCGGCCUUGCGAGUGCGCCCGGAGGCAGUCUUCACAAGGAAACCCCAGUGGGUUUGCUUUUUUCUUUUGAAAAUUCUAAAAUAAAUGACUCCAUGGGAUUUUUUUUUACACAUGUACAUUGCUACAUUAUAUAUUGGAAGUCUUUGGACUUUUGAGUGGGGUUUAAUUGUUCAUUAUCAGAGACUGUGUGCUAUUUUAUUUUUAAUAAAUGUACGUUCCCUUUUCUUGUUGUA
Rattus norvegicus (Norway rat) is the source of this 6271-nucleotide messenger RNA. RefSeq names its product zinc finger CCCH type containing 13 (gene Zc3h13). Gene Ontology annotation, cellular component: nucleoplasm. The record is from RefSeq and is a predicted model, not a curated record. Lineage: Eukaryota; Metazoa; Chordata; Mammalia; Rodentia; Muridae. Gene Ontology annotation, molecular function: metal ion binding.